GGUAAAUCUUCGAAGCUUUGCCUUGGCGUGCGAGGCUGGACCGCGAGAAAUCUAUUGCUGGUUCUUGCGGUCCAGUCCAGAAGAAAAGGAAGAGGUGGUUUCAAUGCUCCAAGAGGAGCACAAUAAUCUUCCAUGUCCGUUAGUGAUCGCGCGCUUCAUUCAGGAAAUGAUGCAAC
Messenger RNA from Amoebophrya sp. A25, 176 nucleotides. NCBI's taxonomy places the organism in Eukaryota, Dinophyceae, Syndiniales, Amoebophryaceae. The record is from the annotation of a GenBank genome assembly.